AAAUUGAGAGUGGGCGGGCGCUUUGCUGUUGUGGUUGACGGUUCACUUCCUGCUUUAUAACGUAAAAUCAAUAAACUUCUGCGUGGAAUAGUUAAAUAAGAGAAGAGAAGAAACCGAGGAUCUGGUCCGGGGAGGCAUUCUGGUCAGUGGUCAUUCUACAAAAGAAGAAACAUGUAAGUGAUGGUAGACGUCCUGCUGGAUGAAGUUUCCAAGAAACACAGAUACAGGAGUAGAGAAUAUAGAUGUCUCAACCAUCAAAAGAAGAGAAAGCAGCUGUAAACAAUUAGUUAGAUUUCCACCCUGGAUGCAAUCCUCUCUGCAACAGGCGGACUAAACAUGGUGCAUGUCUACAACUGCCAUCCUUUCUCCUCACAGCAGAUAGUACAGGUGGAGCAGGAGCCUGGACUGGUCUGCUGUGGAGGUGGAGCCCUGUUCGUGGUGGCUACUGGAGGAUGCAAGGUGGAUGCCUACAGUGUGGAGAAGGAGGGAUGCCCUCUCAUCUGUCGCUUUGCCACCAUGGGCACUGUGAAGAGCAUCCAGCACAGCAAGAUAGGAGAUUACCUGGUGACCAUUGAGGAAAAGAACAGCGCCAUCUACCUGAGAGCCUACACCAACUGGCGCUACCAGGCGGAGGAGAAGGCCCGUGUCGGGGUGCGUUUGUUGGGCCACCUGCUGCGUGGGGCGUCUAUGCGGGGUGGAGUGCAGAUGGAGAUCAUUGAGAUGCCUCUCUCAGAGCGACCUGUUGCAGUUUCAUGUUGCUCUGUAACAGGAGACCUUCUGGUCGGCUGCGAGAACACUCUGAUUCUGUUUACUUUGAGGAGACAGAACCAGCAAAGCCUGAAUCAGCAGAACCUUCCGAGCAUGGGGCCGAACACUCAGCAGACCUCCAGUCAGAGUCAAGGUCAGACCUCAAUUUCGAACCAGAAUCUUUCUAUCCUGGAUUUUGAACGCUCAGUUAUCCUGCAUCUUCCAAAAAUCAAACCGAAACAGGUGGCGCUGUGUGGAGGAUAUGUGGCAGUGCGGGGAGAGCUGGAGGUGCUCGUACUGAAACUGGAUGCAUCAUCUGAACCUAAAACUCUGGAAGAAUCAUCGGACACAAAUAAUGAAGAUCAUCUAGAAGGUCAGUCUGACUUUCUGUUCCUCCCGAGACACCAAGAGUUGCUCGGUGAUCGAGCUAAAGACUGUGACAUCCCUGUCAGCAUUGAAAAGACCGGACUGGAGGACAGAGGACAGUACACACUGUCAUACGUUCUCUUCAGGCGUUUUACUCCAGAUUUCUCCCAGGGCUGCAGUGUGCAGGAGACUCAACUCCACUCCCUACAGCUCUACCCUCUGUUCACUAGUAAACAGUCAGUUUCUCUGGAAGAACCAGCAUGUGUGUUCUGCUUCUUCUCUCUCCCCACUGUCGGCUACCUGUACAGUCUGAAGGGUGGUGUCGAGCUUCUCUCAGCCUACCAGUAUCCAGAGAAGGUCCUGGAGGCGGUGCUGACAGACCACCUGUUGCAUGUCAUCACAAAGAGUGCAUUGCAGUGUUUCACUGUGCGCUGUGCAGCAGUAGCAGCCAGGAUCGAAGACCCCUACAUCGAUACCACCAUGAAGGCCUGCCCGCCCUGCAGCCUGGAGGUAUGUGCGCUCAGGAUGCAGUUGUUUAUUGGUCUGCGGUCAGUGUGCGUCUACGGCCGCCAUGUUGUCCUGCUCUCCACCGCUGACACAGAGACACCAGAGGAGACCGAACGCAACACACACCGCAGAGGCCUCGAGUUGAAAGAACACACCAUGCUGACUGGUAUUUUCCUGGCGGUGGGAAUCGAUCCCGCAACCACCCCAGCUCUGGAGAGCCUUCUAUCACGCCCCUUCCUGAGCAGGAAAUGGACAAUCUCUUCUGUCAGAGAAACCAGUUCAACAGGACAUGGAUGGAACAUCUAUGUGGUCGACACCGUCUCCCCCCUCGCUCUUUACCAAGAGAUGGUUGAAUACAGCCAGCGGUAUGCAGAGACCAACCCACAAGGCCAAAGCCUUCGUCACCUCCUCAGUGAAGCUCACCUCCUCCUCCGUGCCUCCUUACUCCGAACAUCAGAGCAAGAGAACACUGAGGACGACCCUGACGUUUCUCUGCAGACAAAUGCGGACAAACCGGCUGAGAAACAGACAGCUGCACAGACAGACAGUCAAGAACUGGAGGAGGCACUCAGGCAGAACUGUGCACAGCUGGGAGAUAGUUUCAGCAGGGGCAGUCAGAAGGACUGCCACCUGGCUUUGCCGUACUACAGAAUGUCGGGUCUGUCAGUCACAGAGGUCAUGGCCAGGAACCACCCUCUUCCCAGCAGCCCUCACUCUUACGGCCCCGGCUUCCUGUUUUACCUGGUGCAUUACCUUUUAGAAGAAACGGAGCAGAGCCUCAGUCAGGAAGCAGCUGAUCAGGUCAUAGACAUUUUUAGCCAAUCAGAGCCCUCGCAGCUUGUCAGUGUGUGUGCCAGCCCGUCCAUGAUUAACCUAAGUCCUGCCCGGACGCUGCGAAUCUUACAACAUCUGGAGGACACAGCUGGUGUAUCGGUUCCACUGACAAUCACUAUGGCAACUAUGAUGCUGCUUUUGGACGACCUGCCACAGUACACACAGCUGAUGGAAAGACAUGCUGAGAUGCUGCUGGUGUACGGGUUCAUCGAGGAGUCGAAGCUGUUGCUGCAUGGUGGAGGUGGAGGCCAGCACACACACAUCCGUCCCACAGCACUGACUCGCCAGAUGGCAAAGUCCCAACCAGGACUGCUGGUCGCUGCCAUGGUGGCUUUACAUGAAAACAACAAAGUUCAGCUGGAACAGGCUGAUUACAUAUUCAAGGAACUGGGCUAUGAGAAUUGCUUACUGGUGGAUUUCUGGGAGGCGAUGCUCAUGGCCUCCUCGCAGGAAGCUGUCAUCCAGGAACUUCUGUUCCGACUGACGUCUGUCUACAUCGACCGGCUGAUGAACACAAACUCAGAUACACACCCCAACCUUCAACAUACAACUUCAAGACGCAGGUCGCUGAAGAGCGCUGAGGACCUGAUCAACUCGUGCUCCCAUUACGGUGCUCUGUACCCAUGGCUUACAGUUCUCAGUCCAGUUCACACUACCAGUUUCCAACACCAGGAGGCGCUUCAUAAACUGCAGGUAAAUGAAAUGUUGUGAAGUGUGGACAAAAUA
Messenger RNA from Micropterus dolomieu (smallmouth bass), 3180 nucleotides. RefSeq names its product HPS3 biogenesis of lysosomal organelles complex 2 subunit 1 (gene hps3). Gene Ontology annotation, biological process: organelle organization. The record is from RefSeq and is a predicted model, not a curated record. NCBI's taxonomy places the organism in Eukaryota, Metazoa, Chordata, Actinopteri, Centrarchiformes, Centrarchidae. The transcript has 23 exons. Gene Ontology annotation, cellular component: cytoplasm. Bases 337 to 3165 code for a protein of 942 amino acids.